Messenger RNA from Schistocerca gregaria, 1369 nucleotides. RefSeq lists its product as uncharacterized. The transcript has 3 exons. Gene Ontology annotation, molecular function: cis-regulatory region sequence-specific DNA binding; protein binding. Gene Ontology annotation, cellular component: nucleus. The record is from RefSeq and is a predicted model, not a curated record. The coding region runs from base 41 to 1369 and encodes 442 amino acids. NCBI's taxonomy places the organism in Eukaryota, Metazoa, Arthropoda, Insecta, Orthoptera, Acrididae.
UCGGCGGAGUUUUGUUGUGCGGGAGAAAGGAGGGUUCAAGAUGAAGGGGGCCGCGAGCGGGAAUCAGCUAGUCUCGGCGAACCCGUACGGAAUUCAGCCGUGGGGGAAUUACUAUUGCGAAGAGAAGCCGGUCGAGAUUAGAACGAAAUCAUUGGGCAAUUUUUGUGUGUUGGAAGAUCAGAUUAUUUUGGAGCAAAUAUUGGUUCAUUUGCUCGCUGCCGAUCUCGCGAGGUUGUCUCGAGUGAGCCGGGUGUUUUACGUUUUUUGUUAUUACGACAAGAUAUGGAGGGAUUUAACGUUGGAGAGUUUUGGAGGGGAUUGGACGUUUAGGUCUACUUGGAGGGAGACUUACAUUUGUCGAGCCAGGGGGCGCGUUUUGCACGGCGACCCGGCGCACUGGAGGGCGGUACCCAUGAGGGUGGAUCAUUUUUACUCGGAUUACAUGCACGACGAGUGGGAGUGCGCGGUUACGGAUCCCAGAAUUUGGGAGAGUUGCUGCGCAGAAAACAUAGAGAGGUGCGCGAAUCCCUCGCCGGAGGAGUUCGACUUGAGGUACGGGAGGCCCAAUCUGCCGGUGGUGAUGACGGGGGUGGUCGAGGGAUGGCCGGCGUGGGAGAGCUGGACGAGGGAGAAGUUGAAGGGUCGAUUUCCUGAAAAGGGUCAGACGUUUCAAGUUGGUUCUGUGUCGUUGCCGUUGUGCGAGUAUUUUGAUUAUUGCGACAAGACUCGCGACGAGACGCCGUUGUACCUGUUCGACGGUCGGUUUGGCGAGAAGUACCCGGAGUUGUUGGAGGAUUACAGGGUUCCGGAGUGUUUCGGGAAGGAUUAUUUUAGUCUUCUGGACGAGGAGGUGAGGCCCAGCUACAGGUGGAUAUUGAUUGGACCGGCGCGAUCCGGGUCCACGUUUCACAAGGACCCCAACUCGACGUCGGCGUGGAACGCGCUUAUAAGGGGGAAGAAGCUGUGGAUAAUGUACCCGCCGGAGGUGGUUCCGCCGGAGGUGUACCCGUCGAGGGACCAGGCCGAGGUGACGACGCCGGUGUCGGUGAUGGAGUGGAUGGUUCGUUUUUUCAAGAAGGCUCAGAGGCGAACGGAUGCGUACAAGAUUUGUAUACAAAGGCCUGGAGAAAUAGUGUAUAUACCCAAUGGGUGGUGGCACCAGGUGGUGAACUUGGAGGAGUGCGUGGCGGUGACCCAGAACGUGGUGUGCGACAACAAUUUGAGGAACGUGGUGCGGUUUUUGGAGAGGAAGCGGAACCGGGUGUACUGGGCGUUUCGGGAGGCGAUGGAGAGGGAGCACUCGGAGAAAUGGGAGGAGGCGGCGGGGCGUAUUUUUUUUUUCGCGUGCGUGGGGGGGACAGUGCGCUGA